Messenger RNA from Larimichthys crocea (large yellow croaker), 1755 nucleotides. It is a transcript of the gene dio1, whose product is annotated as iodothyronine deiodinase 1. NCBI's taxonomy places the organism in Eukaryota, Metazoa, Chordata, Actinopteri, Sciaenidae. The transcript is spliced from 4 exons. Gene Ontology annotation, molecular function: thyroxine 5'-deiodinase activity. Gene Ontology annotation, biological process: thyroid hormone metabolic process. The record is from RefSeq and is a predicted model, not a curated record.
GGGGAAAGAAAGAGAUCAGCCCUACAAGUGUUUGUUUACUGGCGAGCUAGAAAGUACGAGCUCACAGAGAGGACCGUGAAGGCAGCUGUUAUGGGUGUUAUGUAAGUUUUGCAGCGGAGGCUGUGACAACGGGACUUCGCCUCCAAGGAGCAAAGCAUGUUUUUGCAAAGGCUGCUUUUGUACACGUCGACAGCAUGGAAUAUUUGUUUUAUGUUAUCGCUGCAUUUCAUAUGCAGGAUCUUGCAUUUUAUUUCACCAAGUCUUGCCAAGAAGUUAAUCCUCAAAAUUGGUGAAAGGACCACCAUGACCCAGAACCCCAAAUUUAAAUAUGAAGAUUGGGGUCUGACAUUUAAGUCUACAACGUCCAUCAAAACCUCGUUGAAGCACAUGUGGUUGUCUCUUGGACAAGAGGCUUUUGUGGGAAGCGACGCUCCGGACUCACCUGUGGUCAGCAUGGAGGGAGAGAGAUCAAGUAUCUGCAAGUACCUGAAAGGCAACAGACCGCUGGUGUUGAGUUUUGGGAGUUGCACCUGACCCCCGUUUAUGUUCAAACUUGAGGAGUUCAAGCAACUCGUCAAGGACUUCCGUGAUGUAGCUGACUUUCUUGUGAUCUACAUCUCUGAGGCACACUCAACAGACGGUUGGGCCUUUAUCAACAACUUUGACAUCAAUGAGCACCAGAACCUGGAGGAAAGGUUGUCCGCUGCACAGAUCCUGGUACAGAAAGAGCCUCUGUGUCCAGUGGUUGUGGAUGAAAUGAAAAAUGCCGCUGCCAUAAAGUAUGGUGCUAUGCCAGAGAGGCUUUAUGUGCUGCAGGCUGGGAAAAUUGUGUUCAAGGGUCAGCUUGGGCCUUGGGGCUACAAUCCAGAAGAGGUGCGUUCAUUGCUGGAGAAGAUGAAAUAAGAAUAAGAAGGGGACACAGAUGUCAACAUUGUAACCAGCAUAUAUUACUCCUAUAACACUACAUAUAUGUAUAUAUAGACUGAAUGUAGUCCUAUAGUUUGUUUCUGCUAUCUCUUACGCAAUCCAUUGCACAAGUAGAAAACAUGUUGCCUUCAGGAUCUCCUGCAUUCCAAAAACACAUCUCACAGCUGUCAAUCUCUGAGCUUGAACUCACCUCUCGGCGUUUCUUAGUGACGGCUACAGAUUAAACCGUUGGCCUCUGUAACCAGAUGAUGUGAAACAUGCUGAGAGACGGUCAAGUGUUUGUGUUUGACGGGAUCAACGGGAGAAAAGUCAACGAAAGCGUUUGUUUUCUGCUUCUCUUGCAGGUUAAGUAUAUCAUCAGAAGUGCAAUCUGCGUAAAUCACUAAUGGUUUCUAUUGUGGCUGAAUGCUUCAGUGUAAUUUCACAGGAGGCUGCUUUUUAUAUGAUGAUUACAGUGCAAACCUCUGGUAGCUGUAAUCUGAAGACUUAAAAGUAGGCAUUCUUUGAAUUAUGUGGGACACAUUUAGAAGUCACUUAAAUGAAUGAAUUGAUUGUUUCUAAUAUCAUGAAUGAUUGCAUUAUAGGAUAACAAUGAAUAAUCUGUGAUGAAUCCUGCAUCAAGUUCUUAAGUGUGUUGCAGUUCAUCUAUUCAUUUUGUUUUGUUUUUUUCUUUAAGACACUUGUCAUCAACUGAUCAAAUGUCUGUCAGUUUCCAUAUUGUAAAUCUGAAAAAAGUGAGAGUUAAAUCAACAUUUUGAUUUGAAAUAAAACAUGUGUGAUCCAAGUUAUUGCUCUCACAGUAAAUCAUUAAAAUGAGAAGCAGAAAAA